Messenger RNA from Verticillium dahliae VdLs.17, 316 nucleotides. RefSeq lists its product as uncharacterized. The record is from RefSeq and is a predicted model, not a curated record. The coding region runs from base 146 to 316 and encodes 56 amino acids. NCBI's taxonomy places the organism in Eukaryota, Fungi, Ascomycota, Sordariomycetes, Glomerellales, Plectosphaerellaceae. The transcript has 2 exons.
GACAAGAUAGUGAUGUUCACCUGAAGGUACCUAUGUCGUGUACGUCGCCUGGCGCUGAUGGACGACGUGGGCGUGACGACUUGUUGCUACUGUCUGCCUCACCCACCUACCUAUUCUAGGUACGUACCUAUGUAGGGAGACUUCGAUGCAGCGGCGCCGCGUGGGCGUGAUGCGAUGCAGGUCGCAGGUCGCAGGCAUGUCUGAGGACUCAGGCACCUUGCCUUAUUUCUUGUCGACGGUUCUGGCUGAGACUGCUGACUCUGGCGACCGCUGUCAUGGAGCCCAGAGCGCGUCGCCUGUCAACUCGACGGAUUAA